Molecule: messenger RNA, 810 nt
Organism: Meira miltonrushii
Lineage: Eukaryota; Fungi; Basidiomycota; Exobasidiomycetes; Exobasidiales; Brachybasidiaceae
Exons: 2
Coding region: 26-439 (137 amino acids)
Cellular component (GO): respiratory chain complex IV; mitochondrion
Source: RefSeq, a predicted model, not a curated record
CACCAUCUCCAUUAAAACAGAAACAAUGGGCUUAUUCGGAUCCAGCUCAAACUCAACUACCCCUCCCGAACAAACGAUUCCCACACGAUCAGCCAGACAAGAAUGUUGGAAUUCGCGUGAUGCAUAUUAUGCUUGUUUAACAUCCAAUAAUAUAAUCGUGCCUCCCGGUACAGAUAUGGCAGACGGAAGAGCGCCAGGCGGAGGAUUAAAACAAACGAAUGAAGACAAACAAAGGGAAAAGGAAAAACAACAAAAGUUACAACAAGACAGACAAUCUGAUCCAUGCAAUAAAGAAAGGGAUUUGUAUGAAGGACAUUGUGCCAAAAGUUGGAUUGACUACUUUAACAAACGGAGAGUGUUGGAAGAGAGACAAAGGUUAAUGUAUGCUCAAGGUAAAGCUCCUCUAGGAUCUGGACCAGCACCGGGAAACCGAGCUUGAAGGACCGAUUGGAGGAUAGCAUUGAGGGCACUUGUACCAUAUCAUCAACUCUUUUUUAAUAUUCAUUCACUGCUCUGGAUUUAGCGAAUUUUUCUCAUUUCUUGACCGCGGAAGUGAGUGGUGGAUAAAAUUAGCUCUCAAUAUCCGGCUACCGCUUUAAGCGCUUUAUUGCCUAAAAGACGGACCUUUUGUCUCCUUUUGUUGUCCGUAAUGGUUGUGGGAUACCGUCUUCAUAGCGGCGGCGGAGAAGGAAAGGUGUGUUUGAUUUCAAGUGUAAUGGCGUGCGAUCCUUUUCCUCUUCUCCCCAAAACACGGAGCCGCAUUUUUGGCGUGCGCGUAUUUUUGAAAUAUUCUGACAAGGAAAGAUUCCA